UGAGGUAAAGGAAACCUACUACUCUAAACAGAGCGUGGUUUCAGGGGAGCAAGGUGACAAAAGUGAAAGGGUAUCGGGUCAUCCGCUUUGCUGUACGGACCCAAUAAACGAAACAACAAAAAUGACCGAAAACGGCUACCAUCAUGAGAGGGUCUUGACAGUGGACACCAUGAAUCCCAGAGUGAAAGAAGUACAGUAUGCUGUGCGUGGUCCUAUCGUGCUUCGAGCUGUGCAAAUUGAGAAGGAACUCAAAGAGGGAGUAAAGAAGCCUUUCACUGAGGUUAUUAAGGCCAACAUCGGUGACUGUCAUGCCAUGGGCCAGCGUCCCGUCACUUUCCUCAGACAGGUGCUGGCAUUGUGCACUUAUCCAGAACUACUUGAAGACAACAAGUUUCCAGAGGACGCUAAAUCCAGAGCACGUCGCAUUCUUCAGUCCUGCAGCGGAGGGAGCAUCGGGGCGUACAGUGCUAGUCAGGGGAUCGAGGUGGUUCGACAGGAUGUCGCCCGUUACAUUGAAAGAAGAGACGGUGGCAUCCCUUGUAAUCCCGACAACAUCUACCUCUCCUCAGGCGCCAGCGAUGCCAUUGUGACCAUGCUGAAGCUGCUGGUGUCAGGUGAGGGUCCUACGCGUACAGGAGUAAUGAUCACAAUCCCUCAGUAUCCCCUGUACUCGGCUACCCUGGCCGAACUGGGUGCCGUGCAGAUCAACUGUUACCUGAACGAGGAGAAAUGCUGGAGUCUUGAUGUGAAUGAGCUUCACAGGGCCCUGGAGGCUGCCAGGAAACACUGUACACCACGCGCGCUUUGCAUCAUCAACCCGGGUAACCCCACCGGUCAGGUCCAGAGUCGAGAGUGUAUUGAGGAUGUGAUUCGGUUUGCUGCUGAGGAGAACCUGUUCCUGAUGGCUGACGAGGUUUAUCAGGAUAACGUGUAUGCGGAGGGCAGUAAGUUUCACUCCUUUAAGAAGGUGUUGUUUGAGAUGGGACCAGAGUAUUCAGAAAAAGUGGAGCUGGCGUCUUUCCACUCAACAUCUAAGUGCUUCAUGGGAGAAUGUGGUUUUCGGGCAGGCUAUGUGGAGGUAAUUAAUCUGGAUCCUGAGGUGAAGGCACAGCUGACUAAACUGGUCUCUGUCCGGCUGUGCCCCCCAGUGCCGGGACAGGCCCUGCUCGACGUUGUUGUCAACCCCCCCCAACCAGAUGAGCCCUCGCAUGCGACUUUCAUGGAGGAACGCACGACGAUAUUAACCAGGCUUGCGAACAAGGCGAAGAUGACUCAGGAGAUUCUUAACCAGGUUCCAGGGAUCCAGUGUAACCCGGUUCAGGGAGCCAUGUACACCUUCCCCCGCCUCAAUCUCUCACAGAGAGCCAUCCAGGAAGCCAAAGAGAAGGGCCAGGAACCUGACAUGUUCUACUGUAUGAAGCUGCUGGAGGAGACGGGGAUCUGUCUGGUUCCAGGCAGUGGCUUUGGACAGAGGGAAGGGACCUACCACUUCAGGAUGACCAUAUUGCCUCCUCCUGAAAAACUGAAGAUAGUCCUGGCCAAGGUGAAGGAAUUUCACCAACGUUUUACGGAGCGGUAUUCUUAAUCACUUGUCUUCCUGUUCACACACCCGGCCUCUGACUCAAACACAGAGGGUUUGAACAGCAAUGAACAUUAGUGCCUUUAGCAGUGCUGUCAAAGUGAUUGAACGUCGCUGUGACAUGUUAGCUAAACCUCAAAAACUGUUUGUGUUUAACAGUCAGCUGUUUAACAGUGUACGCCAGCCUUGGCUCACUGGUCUUCUCUACUUGAGAGGACUUGAUAAGGGAGGGAAAAAAAACAAGCACAA
This is a messenger RNA of Chanos chanos (milkfish), 1828 nucleotides long. RefSeq names its product alanine aminotransferase 2-like. The transcript is spliced from 12 exons. Bases 122 to 1585 code for a protein of 487 amino acids. Gene Ontology annotation, molecular function: transaminase activity; pyridoxal phosphate binding. The record is from RefSeq and is a predicted model, not a curated record. NCBI's taxonomy places the organism in Eukaryota, Metazoa, Chordata, Actinopteri, Gonorynchiformes, Chanidae. Gene Ontology annotation, biological process: biosynthetic process.